AUGCAUCUUAUAGUCGUUUUAUUGCUGUUUUGUUCCCGGUGUGCAUCCUCAACCAGUGCGCAAGUCUUGGGAUCUCAUCAAUUGGCAGUGGGAGAAUGGAGAGUUACAUUGCGAGGGAGGUUUGAUCCGACGUCCAUCUUUCCAAAGACCCUGUCCAACUUGCCAUCAGAGAUUGUUGCCCGUCGAGGUCUUUGGGGGUCCAGAGUAUUGGAUUGUACCUUCUCAAUGUCGGACGAUGGGACUUUUUGCUUGAGGCCAGAACAAUCUAACGACAAUCACCUGCCAGUGCGAGGACGAUGGAACGUUUUGUCAAAUCCGUACUGCAUUACCGAUCGUUUCUACGAUCAACUGACCUUGAAAUCCCAUCCUCGACAGCAUAUUGUGAAUGCAGACGGCGAAGAAGACGCGGUAAUCGAUUCCAUUACGGCAGUCAAUGUAUACGCAAGGAUGUGGGGGCAUUACUCGCGAAACAAACCAGGCAGAGGGAAACUGUCACAUGGCAGCCUGACAGUGUCCGCUGAAGAAUCGAAGCAUGAAAGGCGGCGGUGGCCGGUGAAACAAUCUAUAUCGUUCUCUGCUGUGAAGAAAUCAUCGCAAUCAAAAGAAAAGGAUUGGGAAGAUCAAGAAUAUUUUGGUUAUUAG
Messenger RNA from Cylindrotheca closterium, 642 nucleotides. The record is from the annotation of a GenBank genome assembly. Lineage: Eukaryota; Bacillariophyta; Bacillariophyceae; Bacillariales; Bacillariaceae.